Paramuricea clavata is the source of this 762-nucleotide messenger RNA. Lineage: Eukaryota; Metazoa; Cnidaria; Anthozoa; Malacalcyonacea; Plexauridae. The record is from the annotation of a GenBank genome assembly.
GCAAAACAAUUACAUACCAUUUUAAGUACAAAAGAACAACUGGUAUUUACACUUGUCCGUUUGCGCCAUUGCCCAACUAUGGCUGUGCUAUGUGACUGGUUUGGCAUAUCUUGUGCUAGUGGAAGCAAGAUUUUUAUCACAUGGAUACUGUUCCUUGAAAAGGAAUUAAAAUUUUUGAUAAAAUUUGAAACUUUAUCCGAGAUGGAAGGAAUUUCCCGCCCAAAAUGUUAUGAAGAAAUGAAAAACCUUCGGGCAAUAAUUGACUGUACAGAACUCUACAUUGACAAACCUUCAAGGCCGUCAAGCCAGCGAAAUACCUACAGCCAAUACAAGUCAAGAAACACAUUUAAAGUGUUGGUGUCACAAUCCCCGUUAUGUCAUUUUAACUUUGUUUCUAAUGCUUAUUCUGGAUCAAUAAGUGAUAAAGAAAUAGUUCAGAAAUCUGGAUUUCUUGAUUAUUUGGAAGAAGGUGAUAUCGUAAUGGCUGAUAAGGGUUUCAACAUUCAAGACCUUUUAGCUAUCCAAGGUGUUCGUCUUAUAGCCCCACCAAUUAUGAGAAAAGACAAUGUAUCAGCUUGCGCUUCCACAUUAACCCGAAGAAUUGCUACCAAACGAGUUCACAUUGAACGAAUGAUUCGAAAACUUAAGAGUUUUGCAAUCCUGAGAAAAUGUCUUCCUCUAACAUUCAAAGGGUAUAUAAGUUCAAUUGUUAAAGUGGUUUCAUCAUUGGUAAAUUUACAACCACCUAUCAUAAAAACCUAA